Messenger RNA from Fusarium odoratissimum NRRL 54006, 933 nucleotides. RefSeq lists its product as uncharacterized. The record is from RefSeq and is a predicted model, not a curated record. The transcript has a single exon. The coding region runs from base 44 to 406 and encodes 120 amino acids. NCBI's taxonomy places the organism in Eukaryota, Fungi, Ascomycota, Sordariomycetes, Hypocreales, Nectriaceae.
UAACAAACGUGGUCAAACACUUGUUUGACUAUCAUUUGGCAUCAUGUGGACAUCAAAAUCCAAAGAGAAAGCUGAAGACAAUCUGGCGACCAUCGCACGAUUAACCAAUUUCAUCGCAAGCCGAAACCCCGACGAUAAAGAUGCCCAGCGACGGGCCCAAGCAGCAACAGCAUUCCUUCAGAAUGUGGGCAUCACAAUUCAAGCCCCGGCAGCUGACAGCAGCAGAAUUACCUCUGCGUCGCCUCGCGAAUCCCAGCACUCCGUCAAGUUGCCGACUGAGCUUUACCGAAUGAUUGUUGGGCACGUCAGUACCUUUCGUCAACAAUCCCGAUCUAGAGAGCAGACAUUGGUUGCGUUCUCAUGCUCAUGCAAAACUCUACACAAAUUGUCUGAGGAUUUCAUUUAAAAGAAUGCCGGAGUCCUUAAAGGCUACUACAAACAGUGGAAAUUCUUGUUCAGCCUCAGAAUCAGGACGAUUCGUGCGAGUCUUGUACGGUCCCUACUGUUCGACUGGAAUUGCCAAGUGGAAAACAGUGAGCCGGUAAUAGGUAUCAUCACCUGAUGCCCUAAUAUUGAGUUUCUGUUCGUGGGUACUGGCGGCGGAAAUCCAGGAACGGUUUUCACCGAUCAGCUUGAGGGAUUACAGUUUAUACUCGCCACCUGUGCCCGUAUUAAGUCACUUCAUUACUUCACCGGCUUGAGGGGGCACAACGGUGACCAUCUGAACAGAAUAGUAGUGGCUGACGCGCAGAAACAUCUAUCUGAUUGGAUCUCGGAUCAUACUCAUGUCGAACAAUCAUUGAAACAGCUCCAGACCCUAGGCCUGGAUGGCCCAUCCGGUUGGCUACUCCAAGGUUCUCUUCAAUACCUUUCCUCCAACUUGACAUCUCUACAGCUCGGUUGGCAAAGCUUCUUGGAAGUCAGUCGCACUCC